CCCGGCGCCGCGUUUGAAUUCGGGAGGAGCGGAGAGCGGAGCCACCCUGCGCGGACCUGCCUGCGCGGCCCUGCUCGGCGGCUCCGCGUCCCGGCGACAUGAGUGCGGCCGCGGCUGCGGGGAAGCUGGCGCGGGCGCCGGCCGAGCCCGGGAAGGUGGCGGCGCCCGGCGCCCCGGCGGCCGCCCCGCCGGCCAAGGAGAUCCCGGAGGUCCUGGUGGACCCGCGCAGCCGGCGGCGCUACCUGCGCGGCCGCUUCCUCGGGAAGGGCGGCUUCGCCAAGUGCUUCGAGAUCUCGGACGCCGACUCCAGGGAGGUGUUCGCGGGCAAGAUCGUGCCCAAGUCGCUGCUGCUCAAGCCGCACCAGAAGGAGAAGAUGUCCAUGGAGAUCUCCAUCCACCGCAGCCUCGCGCACCAGCACGUCGUGGGCUUCCACGGCUUCUUCGAGGACAACGACUUCGUGUUCGUGGUGCUGGAGCUCUGCCGCCGGCGGUCUCUGCUGGAGCUGCACAAGCGGCGGAAAGCCCUGACCGAGCCCGAGGCCCGCUACUACCUGCGCCAGAUCGUCCUUGGCUGCCAGUACCUGCACCGAAACAGGGUGAUUCACCGAGACCUCAAGCUGGGUAACCUCUUCCUGAACGAGGAUCUGGAGGUGAAAAUAGGGGAUUUUGGACUGGCAACCAAAGUCGAAUAUGAUGGGGAGCGGAAGAAGACUCUGUGUGGGACUCCUAAUUACAUAGCUCCCGAGGUGCUGAGCAAGAAAGGGCACAGUUUCGAGGUGGAUGUGUGGUCCAUUGGGUGCAUCAUGUAUACCUUGUUAGUGGGCAAACCUCCUUUUGAGACCUCGUGCCUGAAAGAGACCUACCUCCGGAUCAAGAAGAAUGAAUACAGUAUUCCCAAGCACAUAAAUCCUGUGGCCGCCUCCCUCAUCCAGAAGAUGCUACAGACAGACCCCACUGCCCGCCCAACCAUUCACGAGCUGCUCAACGAUGAGUUCUUUACUUCUGGCUACAUCCCUGCCCGACUCCCCAUUACCUGCCUCACCAUUCCACCCAGGUUUUCAAUUGCGCCCAGCAGUCUGGACCCCAGCAACCGGAAGCCUCUCACGGUCCUCAAUAAAGGCACGGAGAACCCCAUACCCGACCGUCCUCGGGAAAAAGAGGAACCUGUGGUCCGGGAGAACAACGAGGCUGUUGACUGCCACCUGGGCGACAUGCUGCAGCAGCUACACAGUGUCAACGCCUCCAAGCCCUCAGAGCGGGGGCUGGUAAGGCAAGAGGAGGCUGAGGAUCCCGCCUGCAUCCCCAUCUUCUGGGUCAGCAAGUGGGUGGACUAUUCAGACAAGUACGGCCUCGGUUAUCAGCUGUGUGACAACAGCGUGGGGGUUCUCUUCAACGACUCCACACGCCUCAUCCUCUACAAUGACGGGGACAGCCUGCAGUACAUAGAGCGCGAUGGCACCGAGUCCUACCUCACAGUCAGUGCCCACCCCAACUCCUUGAUGAAGAAGAUCACCCUCCUUAAGUAUUUCCGCAACUACAUGAGUGAACACUUGCUGAAGGCAGGUGCCAACAUCACGCCCCGGGAAGGCGAUGAGCUGGCCCGCCUGCCCUACCUGCGGACAUGGUUCCGCACCCGCAGCGCCAUCAUCCUGCACCUCAGUAACGGCUGCGUGCAGAUCAACUUCUUCCAGGACCACACCAAACUCAUCCUGUGCCCACUGAUGGCGGCCGUGACCUACAUUGAUGAGAAGCGGAACUUCCACACGUACCGCCUGAGCCUCCUGGAGGAGUUUGGCUGCUCCAAAGAGCUGGCCCACCGGCUCCGCUACGCCCGCACCAUGGUGGACAAGCUGCUGAGCUCACGCUCAGCCACCAACCGCCUCAAGGCCUCCUCGUAGCCCUCCCUGCCCUCUGGACUGGUGCCCCUCCUUACCCCCACAGUACCUUGGCCCAUCUGAUUAACUCCAAGGUGCUGCUUUUUGUCAUGGGCCCCUAGCCCUAGUGGCUGGGCGAGAGCCUCAUCGUCCCUGCAGGUGGGGGUUGCUGUAUAAGUUAUUUUUAUACAUGUUUGGUGUGGGUUCCACGGCCUCUUUCUCUCAACCCCACCAUAUGAAUUGUACAGAAUGUUGCUAUUGAAUCCGGGACUGUCCUUUCUUGCCUUUGCACACAUUAAACA
This is a messenger RNA of Talpa occidentalis (Iberian mole), 2176 nucleotides long. It is a transcript of the gene PLK1, whose product is annotated as polo like kinase 1. The record is from RefSeq and is a predicted model, not a curated record. Gene Ontology annotation, cellular component: cytoplasm; centrosome; nucleus. Lineage: Eukaryota; Metazoa; Chordata; Mammalia; Eulipotyphla; Talpidae. Bases 99 to 1898 code for a protein of 599 amino acids. Gene Ontology annotation, biological process: protein phosphorylation; mitotic cell cycle; regulation of cytokinesis. Gene Ontology annotation, molecular function: protein binding; ATP binding; protein serine/threonine kinase activity. The transcript is spliced from 10 exons.